AGAAGCAUGCAGAAAUGUGAAAUUAUGCUGUACGAUCUUAUUGAUUCUAAGAGGACUAACGGCAAUAUUAAAGCAACCAUAACUCAGACAUCUCAAGCAGGUUCUGAGCUGGGCGAUAACGGGGUUUCCAUGGAUGUUUUUGAUGCAACAAUCAUCUCUUCAAAUUUCUGGCCCCAAAUCCAGGAUGAGUGCCCUAAUGUACCUGGACCUGUUGACCAACUACUAUCUGAUUAUGCAAAGAGGUUUAAUGAAAUCAAGACCCCUCGUAAACUGCUAUGGAAGAAAAGUCUUGGUACGGUCAAGGGAAUUCUUGCAGAAUCAUUUGGGGCGGACUCUGAAGACCACGUGUUUCCACUAAUGGAAGGUAUGGUUGACAGUGGUAAAAAGGGUGGUACGAAUGGAAGCAUCGAGGAUCUUAUAGUUGCUGAUGAAAAGGGGGAGAGCUCUGUAGCCUCUGUGGAGGAUCAACUGCACAAGGAAAUGACUGUGUAUGAGAAAUUUAUCUUGGGGAUGCUCACAAACUUUGGAAGCAUGGCAUUAGAUUGAACUCAUAAUACUCUCAAGAUGUUCUGCAUAACCGAUCCUCCUUAUGACAAAACUCUCCAACAGCUGCAAAGUUUCUUAACGGGUCUAGUUUCUGAAGAGAAGUUGGAACUAAGAGAUGGAAUGUAUUUUUUGAAAAAAUAGUCAACUAACAGAAUUAGGACCCUACUAAUUUUAGUAAAAAUUAUAAAGCUUGGCAAAAUGUAUUAUCCUCAUGUUACUCUUUUUCUUUUCUUUCUAAUUCGUUUGAGGGGAAAGGUGAGAGUUGAAGUACAACUCUUUAUGCCUUUCUUCGUGUUGUACGAGAUAUCAUGG
This is a messenger RNA of Prunus dulcis (almond), 858 nucleotides long. Its product is annotated as anaphase-promoting complex subunit 2-like. Bases 7 to 546 code for a protein of 179 amino acids. NCBI's taxonomy places the organism in Eukaryota, Viridiplantae, Streptophyta, Magnoliopsida, Rosales, Rosaceae. The transcript is spliced from 6 exons. The record is from RefSeq and is a predicted model, not a curated record. Gene Ontology annotation, cellular component: anaphase-promoting complex.